AUGGCAAGUGUAAUUAGUUGGACCCGAGACGAAGAGAAAGCUUUCGAGAAUGCAAUAGCAAUGCAUUGGAUUGAUGAGGAUUCAAAAGAGCAAUGGGAAAAGAUUGCUUCGAUGGUGCCUAGUAAAAGUCUUGAAGAGUUGAAACUACACUACGAAAUACUAGUAGAAGAUGUUAGUGCUAUAGAGGCAGGAAAUGUACCAAUACCAAAUUAUGAGGGAGAGGAAGCCACAUCUUCAAGUAAGGAUCUUCAUGGACUUUCUGGGACUUCGGCUACUGAGAAGAAAUUGAACUGUGGUUAUGGAAGUGGAUUUAUGGGGUUAGGUCAUGAGUCGUCUGGACAUGGAGGCAAAGGAGCAUCAAGGUCAGAACAAGAAAGAAGGAAAGGGAUUCCGUGGACAGAAGAAGAGCAUAGGUUAUUUUUACUUGGUCUUGACAAGUUUGGCAAAGGAGAUUGGAGAAGCAUAUCAAGAAACUUUGUCAUAUCAAGAACACCAACACAAGUUGCAAGUCAUGCUCAAAAAUACUUCAUCCGGUUGAACUCAAUGAAUAGGGAUAGGAGGAGGUCUAGCAUCCAUGAUAUUACAAGCUUGAACGAUGGAGAUGUGCCUUCUCAUCAAGCACCAAUUACUGGUCAACAGGUUAACACAAACCCUGCAGGUCCUGCUCCUGCUCCUGCUAUGGGACCUUCAAUGAAGCAUAGGGCUCAACCUCAUAUGCCUGGUUUAGCCAUGUAUGGACCGCCAGUCGGACACCCGGUUGGCCAUCCUCCAGGUCAUAUGCAAUCGGCUGUUGGAACUCCUGUGAUGCUUCCUCCACCUGGACAUCAUCCCCACCCUCCCUACGUAGUUCCUGUUGCUUACCCGGUGGCACCACCACCAACAAUGUACCAAUAA
This is a messenger RNA of Dovyalis caffra, 894 nucleotides long. The record is from the annotation of a GenBank genome assembly. Lineage: Eukaryota; Viridiplantae; Streptophyta; Magnoliopsida; Malpighiales; Salicaceae.